UCAGACAUCCUCUAGUCCGUCUCAUUUACGCGCAAAGUUCGUAUAAAUCGUGACAUCAUAAAUAAUAAAAAAAUAUAUAUAAUUCACAUUCAAGCACAAACAAUCUCGUCAAAUUGUGAUGUGGGACACGUUAGAAUACAUCUAAGAUCCGUGCAACAGUAAAUAUGGAGUAUUCGAGACGAUUGGUUGGUCUAGCUGUUGCGUUAUUGUUUCAGUUGUUGUUUGAUACUGAGAUAAAUACCGGUGUGCUCGCUAAUGACGUGACACAGACUGCCAAUUCUGGUGUCUAUACCAAUGUUGGAUGGGUCUUCGGUAAUGAUGAGUUAUCACGAAGGCGGAGGGCUGUUAUUGUCAAUGGCCCAGACAAUGGGGGACAUUAUUUUAUUGAGGAUAAAAAGUGCCGGGACUCGUUGGAAAGACUUUGUGGGGUUAUUGAUAAUAAUAACGAUGAUUUGUUUCUCUUACAGUGUGUCCAGACAUUCAAGACAAACGAAGCCUACAUGAUAGACGACGACUGUCAGCACCAGAUAUGGAAGCACAUAAUAAAUAUAACCGAAAACGAAAACAUCGAACAGCUGACCCGCAAAGAGUGCGGAGAGGACAUUGACGAGCUCCAGUGUCCCGCCAAGAAUCAGGAGCCCGGCGCCUACCUGGCCUGUCUGAUCGAAAAACGCGAGAGCGUCAAAAAUCCACAAUGCUCGGAUUUCAUUCAGCGUUUGGAAUUCGUUGCCUUCAGUGACUUUCGGAUAAUAACACCGAUGGUCAACGACUGCCAAUCCGACAUUGACAAGUUCAAGUGCGGAAGAAUCCAGCCCCACCGCGACAUCUCCCAAGGCCAAAUGAUCUCCUGCCUUCAGGCGCAACUCGACAACCUCGAUCUAAAGUGCCACAAACGCAUCUCCAGAAUCUCGGAAAUUCAGUCUGAGAACAUCAAACUAGACCGCCAACUCUUCCUCGCCUGCAUGCAAGAUCACAUAAAAUUCUGCCCAAGCAUUCACCCAGGGAGUGGCCAAGUCUACAAAUGCCUGAUGCAGCACCAGCUAGACCGCACAAUGUCGAAGCAAUGCCAGGACCAAUUGUCGAGGCGAGAGAAGGUGAUAGCUUCGGACUACAGGGCCUCCAAGCGUCUCGUCAAAGCUUGCAAGGAAGACAUCAAAACCAACCACUGCAGAAGAUCAGUCUCCGACGAUAAGGACAUCAGACUGGCUCAGAUCCUCCUCUGCCUGGAGACCGCAGCAAAGAACGGCACCAAGAUUGAGCCAGAGUGCCAGAAGGAGAUGUUCGACCACAGGAAGAUCCUCAUGGAGGACUACCACUUGUCACCGGAGAUCGUCGACGGCUGCUCCCCAGACAUCUCUCGCUUCUGCAACGGCCUGGAGCUCGGCGGAGUGACCAUCCACUGUCUGAUGGAGCACACCAAAGCCCGCAAGCCCAAGAACAAGGUUCGUCCUGAGUGCCAACGAGCCUUGGAGACACUCAUCAAGGAGACGGACGCCGGCGAGGACUGGCGGGUCGACCCAGUCUUGCAUGAGGCGUGUCAACCAGUGGUCGAUUCUUUCUGCAGAGACGUUCAAGGAGGAAAUGCCAGAGUCAUCUACUGUCUCAUGGACAAAUUGGGCACUGACAGAAUGCGCGAGGCUUGCGAGACUGCUCUUCUGCAGAUCCAGUACUUCGUCGUGAGGGACUACAAACUGGAUCCUCAGCUCUACAAGGCCUGCAAGAGUGAUGCUGUGCAGCUGUGCAAUGCCAAGAGCGCGUGGAACGAUGACGGCAGCCUGAUGGACCCUGAGAGGGGGCCCCUUGUGCUCCCCUGUCUCUAUCGCUACGCAGAUCAUCAGAAGAACGUCACCUUGAAGCCCGCUUGUCUCCAGGAGAUCAGGAGAAUCAUGCGUCAGCGAGCCAUCAGUGUCGAUCUUCAACCGGAAAUCGAGCAAGCCUGUUUCGCAGAUCUUGCUGACAACUGCUACGACAAAGUGGCUAAAGGCGAGGAGAUCCUCUGCCUGCAGGAUAAUCUGGACGAGUUGAGUGACAAGUGCAAGCAAGCUGUCAACAAUUUGACUGAGGAUCAAGGGGAGCGAGUCGAGUUGAAUCCGAUCAUCAUGUCGGAGUGUGGAAAAGCACUGGACAAGUAUUGCGAGGACAUCUUGAAGAGUGGAAAGGAUGAGGGAGACAUGAUGGAGUGCCUCAUCAAACAUAAGAACGAUGUCGAGUACAACUGCAAAGCUGCUAUCGAACACAUUCAGAUCAUAUCGUUGAAGAACUAUCAUUUUACGUACAAAUUUAAGAAGGCUUGCAAACAGCAUGUCGAUCGUUUCUGCGACAAGGCUGCGACCAAGGCAAAAGUCAUCGAGUGUUUGAGUGAUAUUGUGAGGGAGGACAUCACCAGUGGCAGUAAGCACAGGAUUGAGAAGGACUGCAGGCAGCAGUUGAGGAGUCAGUUGUACCAGCAGAGGGAGAACAUCAAUCUGGAUCCUCUGCUGCAGAAGGCUUGUCAGCCUGAGAUCAAGCAGUACUGCUUUAACAUCGAUCCUGGCAAUUCGCAGAUCCUGGAGUGUCUGGCUUCCCACAAGUCUAAACUCUCCAACACCUGUCACAAGCAGCUGUUCAAGGUGCGCCAGCAGGAGUUCCUCGACAGCUCCAGUGACUUUUUGCUUUGGAAUACGUGUCAAUCGAUGAUUGGGCAGUUCUGUCAGAAGGAUCCUGACAAAUCCAAGGUGUUUGAUUGCUUGAAGGGGGUCAAGGAUGAGGUGUCCUUCGAUGAAAAGUGCAAGGAUCUUGUGGUCAGAAGGAUGAUUGAACAGAAUACCGAUUACAGGUUCAAUGGGGCACUUCAUGCUGCCUGUUCACAUGACAUCAUCACUCAGUGCGAUAAGGUUGUUCAUAAUGAGCCUGCUGAUAGGGAGCUGGAGGGCAAGGUGGUCAAGUGCCUCAAGAUCAAGUUCAGGGAGGGAAAGCUCAGGGCCAGGUGCCAGAAGCAGAUGACGAUUAUCCUUAAAGAAGCUGCGCAAAACUAUCAUCUCAAUCCACUGCUGGUGGCCAUGUGCAGCCAUGAGAUACAGACCAUUUGUCAUUCUGAGGAUGAUGACAGUGAUGCUGUGGAGGAGUGCCUCAAGAUGCAAUUCAAUAAGGGGAAUCCCGAGAUGAGGGAGGAGUGCAAGGUUGAAAUUGCGGACCUCAUUGAAGAGGCUAAGGCUGAUAUUCACUUUGAUCCACUGUUGCAUAGGGCGUGCUCCAAUGAUGUCGUCAAGUAUUGCAGCGAUGUCGCUCAAGGAUCUGGAAGACAUAUCAUGUGUUUGCAAAAUACGAUGAAUGAUGGGAAAAAGCCACUGGAGCCAGAUUGUUUCAAAAUGCUGUCCAAACGAAUCGAGAUGUUUAAGAAUGUCGCAAAGCUACAUUUACCCAAUACGAUAGAGGAACUCUAUACAACAGUCAACCAAUCUCCAUCGAGAAGAUACUUUUUAAUCGUAGCAUUUACUCUCAUCGGAAUAAUUUUCAUAAUGGGUUUGUUCUGUGGUAGAAUGACACGUCGAACAAUGAUGAUGAAGAACAAGUAGCUUUAUAUUCCAGUGAAAGACCAGUUCUAAAGUGAUUCAGUAAAUGAUAAGAUCCAAGCUCACUCGAAGUGAAAAUGAAUUUGUUUUAGGUAAUUAAUGCCCAUGGGAUUUUUAAAGUGUUGCGAAUUGACGUGUUAAUUACUCGGGAUUUUUUUGAGACGUUCCAGUAUUCAAAUUUGUGGUCAAUGACAGCUGUUCGUUGAUUUUUGUUUUUUUUGUAAUUCGCUCGUCUUGGAAGCUUAUUCAUUCAUUCAACGUAAGAUCAUUCCGAAUUCUCAAUUUUGUACGAGACUUUUUCAAACCAAUUUUAUACAUUGUCAACUAAUUUUGCACAAUAUCAGUGAUAAUAAUGAAACAAUCCCCCACCCAAGCAACAAAACCGAUGUUUGAGUGUGGUAAAGUAUUUAUUCGGUCCCCAGAAUGAUUAUAAAAUUGUAAAUAAAUAUAUUUAUCUUAGAAACAAAU
This is a messenger RNA of Diachasma alloeum, 4019 nucleotides long. It is a transcript of the gene Glg1, whose product is annotated as Golgi apparatus protein 1. Gene Ontology annotation, cellular component: Golgi membrane. The record is from RefSeq and is a predicted model, not a curated record. Bases 165 to 3554 code for a protein of 1129 amino acids. Gene Ontology annotation, molecular function: fibroblast growth factor binding. The transcript has 4 exons. NCBI's taxonomy places the organism in Eukaryota, Metazoa, Arthropoda, Insecta, Hymenoptera, Braconidae.